This is a messenger RNA of Bradysia coprophila, 480 nucleotides long. RefSeq names its product putative peptidyl-tRNA hydrolase PTRHD1. Gene Ontology annotation, molecular function: peptidyl-tRNA hydrolase activity. NCBI's taxonomy places the organism in Eukaryota, Metazoa, Arthropoda, Insecta, Diptera, Sciaridae. The record is from RefSeq and is a predicted model, not a curated record.
GCUGAUUUUGACACAUAUACAUUUUCACACCAUCAUCAAAAUAAAACAUUUACCGCUUACGUCUGCAGAGUUCACUUCUCAUAAACAGAAAACAAAUGGACCGAAUCGUUCAAUACAUCAUUGUGCGUGGUGAUUUAUCAAAAUCACUACAAUGGCCAAUCGGUGCAGUAAUUGCUCAAUGUUGUCACGCAACAACAGCAAUUUGUAAUGAAACCGCAAACGACACCGAAACGAAGGAAUACUUUAACGAUAUGGACAAUAUGCACAAAGUUGUGUUGGAGGCCACCGAUGACACCAGUUUAAAUUCGUUGAGCGAAAAAUUGAAAGAAAAUGGAAUCGUUCAUAAAUUGUGGAUUGAAAAGCCGGAAAUGAUACCGACAUGCAUUGCCAUCAAACCCUAUCAAAAGAAACAAGUCCACAGUUAUGUGAAACAUUUGAAACUGAUGAAAUAAAUUUUGUAAUUGAGCUCAGUGACUGAAA